Ostrea edulis (European flat oyster) is the source of this 10426-nucleotide messenger RNA. RefSeq names its product tetratricopeptide repeat protein 28-like. The transcript has 15 exons. Gene Ontology annotation, molecular function: protein binding. The coding region runs from base 2136 to 9923 and encodes 2595 amino acids. The record is from RefSeq and is a predicted model, not a curated record. NCBI's taxonomy places the organism in Eukaryota, Metazoa, Mollusca, Bivalvia, Ostreida, Ostreidae.
GGUCUUUUUUUUUUUUCGUGUGUGAUAUUCCUUGUCAGUACAGCAUUCCAAAAAAUAAAUGCCUGCAUGUCAAUAUAUCCAAUUAUUUUUGUAAAGGUUUUUGGAAGGAACAAAAGGUAAAGGACCUAAAAUUAAUCCGCCAUGUACAAUGUUUGUUUUGGAGUCUUUGUAGGAUAGGGUUCCAUUCUCCAGGAGGAUUAUUUUUUCCCAUUCAGGCUCAUUCAGUAUUACCCACAAUUCAGAUGGUUAUCUCAUUCCCACAAUUCCCUCCGAUAUGCAUCAGACUGAGUGAUAUGUAGAUGGAUAGACCCCAAAAUCACUAACUGCUGGUGUCAGAUUCCUCGCAUUUGUUCUGCAAUUGAUCAGACCCCAUUUAAAUACCCACAACUUCAAUCCUUGACACACUACCAACUACAAAUGUCUUGUCAUUUAAUUUGAACUUAACAGAGUUUUAACAUUAACUGUAGGUAACUGCAAAGGCGCUAAUCCCUAAUUCAUCCAAAUACGAAUUUUGAAAAGAGGAGGAGAGCCCUUUUUUGUUAUACACUUAAUAUAAGUAUAAGGUUUUCCAUUAUCAUGCUCUCGAAAUUCGGAAAAGGUACAAUUUAUUCCCUAAUAAAAUUGAUAAUUGCACUAAUGUAAAAAUUUUGUUUGUGAAAAGGACUGCAAUCAUAUGUAGAUCUAUUAAUAAUUCCUGAAUAUUCAAUACGUACUUUUUCAAAGAUUAUACUGAUAUGCUUCCACGCUAAGCUUAACAUCAUCAAUUUAUCGUUAAAAGUUCACAAGGGUAAUGUUCAUCAUUAAAAUGUCAUAAAAUUAUAAUAAAAUAGUAAUAAAUAAAAAAUACUUACAAGGAAAAAUUUCUCUGUGUACUCGUAUAUAUAUAGUAUUUCAAGUCAGUUGGAUUUAACUUCUGUUAUGAGAUUUUUAGAGGUGAAUUCCCAAAGGUCACUAACUAUUGUAGGUUUUCAGUGUUUCUAAUCUUGGCAAGGGUUUGUUGUUUAACAUCUCGGGGAACCUGUCACACUGGUGUCACCAGCUGCAGGUGAAGUGCUACAAAUUGUAACCUAUGUCAGAAGCUCCAAGGCAUUUAGCACUGAGGGGUCUUUAUUGUGCCAACACCUACCACGACCCUGGACCUCAGUUUUUUAAGGUCUCAUCUGAAAGCCCCGCAACUUUCAAUUCAAUUCAAUUCAAAUACCAGAGGGGAACAUAAUAUAUACUGUAUGUAUAAAUAAACAUAAUAGUAAUACGUUUAAGAGGUAGCAGAAGAACAGUUAUGAAGAACAACAGACAAUCUCAAAAAUAUGAGAAAUAAAAACACAGAGACUUUGACCUUUUUAUGAGUCAAGUGCUUGGCUCAGGAACAAUUUCUGUGCGGUCUGGCGUGGCCGAGGUGUUCAAACCCAUAAUCUUUGGGUCAUGAAGCAAAUGUUCAUCCGAUUGAGCUACCACUAUACAGAACCUGAUGAUGAACUGAGUGACGUAAUGCAAUGUGAUAUGAACCAAAAAAGAAUGUUAAUUGGUGUACUUCAAGAUAAAACUUUUAAAAAAUCUGUCAACAUUACUUCAGAAGCACCCUGUAAAUAUAAAUGGCUUUGUGCAUUGUGAUGUUGGGUGCAGACUGUAAAAAGAAACGGUUUUGAGGUAUGGUGAAAGAGUUGACGGACCAGCCUUCCCUCUUCUUACAUACAGACAAUUUCUAAAAAUUUGCAUAUCUUGUUUGAUCUAGAAUAUAAAUUAUUUUGUAUUAAAUAUCUUUUGUGCUGCGACUUCCAGUCAUUUGGUAUAUGGAUAUUUAAAAUGACUCAAAUUGGUAUUCUGUUAAUUGAGCACAUACUUAAUGCCUGGGUUUCAAUAGAACGUGCAAGAGAGUUGUAAAUGAAUUUAGUCCCCAUAAAGCCCAUGUUUAUACAGAGAGUGUUUUUUUCUCUCUACGCUCUGCUGAAAUUAAGAUACUGUUAACCUGCACAUGUGUCAAUGGAAGAGUGCUACAUUAUGUGGAGUCUAGACCGAGCUCCUCUUAACCAGACAAAGAAAUAGAUGGUAGAACCUGAGACCUUACUGAUUGUGAACUUAUUGUGUAGGCUUAUAGGCCAUAUUGGUCUUGAUGUCUUUGUGGCCUCUGGAACCUAAUGCCAGGGGCAUUUCAAGCCUACUUACGUGAGGGAGUAGCACUACAGAAUCUAGGACAACAUGGAGAAGCACUGGCUGCGUUUGGGGCAGGGCUAGUUCAGGAUGCAAAUAACACAAACCUCAUAACGGGUCUUAUUGACGCAGCACUCAAGUCUCCACUCAAAGAUAAACUUGGACCAACAUUCAACCAGUUGCAGAAGUUGAAAUUGAACCAGAGUGCUUUUGUUAUCAUCUCUGUGAUUGGUCAAGAACUCCUGGCAGCAGGUCAUUAUAGUGCUGCUGUGUCUAUGCUGGAAGCUGCCCUGCAGAUAGGAACAUGCAGCUUAAAACUUCGAGGAUCUGUUUUCUCAGCCCUAAGCAGUGCAUACUGGGGUCUUGGAAGUAUAGAUACAGCCAUCUCCUACAUGCAGCAUGAUCUCUCAGUGGCGAAGUCACUUGGUGAUCAUGAUGGAGAGUGCCGUGCCUAUGGAAACCUGGGGUCAGCAUACUUCUCCAAAGGUCACUAUAAGGAGGCUCUGUCCAAUCACAGAUACCAGUUGGCCCUGGCGAUGAAACUCAAGCAGCGCCAGGCCGCUGCAUCUGCUUUGGGUAGUCUUGGACAUGUGUACACCGCCAUUGGAGACUAUCCCAAUGCUCUACAAAGCCACAAACAGUGCCUCUUUCUGAUGAAACAGAGUGGAGAUAAGCUGCAAGAGGCAAGGGAAAUUGGAAAUGCAGGAGCAGUGUAUCUUGCCAUGGGAGAAUUCAGUAGUGCCGUGGAGUGCCAUAAUAAACAUUUACAAAUUGCUAAAAACUUGAAAAAUAGUGUGGAAGAGGCCAGAGCUUAUAGUAACUUAGGAAGUGCAUUCCAUUACAAAAGGGAUUAUCAAAAGGCAAUAUCUUAUCAUAGACAGGUUCUUCAGAUAGCUGAAGGGCGGCAGGACAAGACCUUAGAAGCAAGGGCUUAUGCUGGACUUGGUCAUGCAGCUAGGUGUAUGAUGGACUAUGAAAAUGCAAGGAAAUAUCACGAAAAACAACUUGACAAUGCUUUACAGACUAAGGAUAAAGUGGCUGAAGGUCGUGCAUGUUCUAAUUUGGGAAUUAUCUUUCAUCAACUUUGUGAAUAUAACUCGGCAUUGAAACUUCAUCAGGUGCAUCUUCGUAUUGCGAAGGAACUUGGAGAUAAUGCUAGUCAAGGACGUGCAUAUGGAAAUCUGGGAAAUGCAUACUGUGCUCUAAAGAAUUACGAACAAGCUGCGAAAUAUCAUAAACAUGAAUUACAAAUUUCUUCACAAGUGAAUGACCGUCAUUCUGAAGGAGCUACUCAUGGAAACCUUGCUGUGGCCUAUCAGGCAUUGGGCAUGGUGGACAAAGCCCAGUUUCAUUACACAACUCAUCUCAAUAUUUCCAAAGAACUCAAAGACACUCCCAGUGAAGCGAGAGCUUUGUGCAACUUGGGAAAUUUCCACAGUUCAAGGGGAGAUUACUCUAGUGCUGUGAGAUUCUAUGAGCAAUACUUAAUGUUGUCACAGGAGUUACAUGAUUCAGAAGGGGAAGCUAAAGCUUGCUUUAAUCUUGGAUAUGCUCAUUUUGCUUUGGGGAAUCACCUUGAAGCUGUGAGAUACUAUGAACAGGAUAUGUCAAUAGCCAGAGAGUUAAAAGACCAACUAGGCAUGGGCAGGGCAUAUUGUAACUUGGGACUUGCCCAUAAAGCUUUACAUGACUAUCAAGAAUCAUUAGAGUGUCAGAGGAACUGUUUAACUAUCAUGAAAAAUGUCAAGAACACAAAAGGAAUUUUCAGAGCACUAGGAAAUAUUGGGGAUGUUUUGUUGAAAAUGGGUGAUGUGACAGAAUCCAUAGCAAUAUACAAAGAACAGUUACAAAUGGCUAAAAAAUCAAAUAGUAAAGAUUUAAUAGCAACUUCUUAUGGUGCACUGGGUGCUGCUCAUCGGAAUCUUGGGCAGUAUGAUAAAGCUUUAGGUUACCAUACUCAGGAGCUUAGUAUAAGGCAAGAUAUGGAUGACCGUCGUGGUGAGUGCAGGGCACAUGGUAACUUAGGAAAUGUUCAUAUGUCUCUGGGACAUUACAUGGAUGCAUUUAAGUGUUAUGAGGAACAGUUGGAGAAAGCUAGGGAGUUGCACAAUAGCUCCCUAGAAGCACAGGCCUGUGGAAAUCUUGCAAUAACAAAAAUGAAUAUGAAUUGUUUUGAAGAUGCAAUAGGACUAUUUGAACAGCAGUUAGCCAUGUUAGAGCAAGUGAGUUGUGCAGCUUCCAUAUUUGACAAAGGUCGGGCUUUGGGCAAUCUCGGUGACUGCUAUGAAGCCCUGGGAGAUUUUGAUGAAUCUGUGAAAUGUCAUGAACAGUAUCUUGCAAUAUCUCAACAAGCCAACAGUUUAUCUGAUCAAGACAAAGCAUACAGGGGUCUUGGAAAUGCCCACAGAAAUAUGGGCAACCUCCAGCAAGCCUUAGUGUGCUUUGAGAAAAGACUUGUAGUGGCUCAUGAACUCAACAGUAGCUCAGCCAAAGCAUCAGCCUAUGGUGAGUUGGGCUGUUUGCAUAGCCUUCUGGGUAACUUUGAGCAGGCUAUUUCCUGUCUGCAGCACCAGUUGAGCAUUGCACAAGAGAUGGAAGAUAGAAGAUGUGAGGGAGAGGCUGCCUGUGGAUUGGGAGGAGUUUAUCAGAACAUGGGAGAUUAUGAUAAGGCUCUAGAGUACCAUCAGAUGGACCUGCAGAUAGCCGAACAGACAAGCAACUCCACAUAUCAAUGUCGAGCCUAUGGAAAUCUCGGUCUCACCCACGAGUCACUUGGAAACUUUGAGGAUGCGAUACAGUACCAGGAGCAGCACUUGAGUAUUGCAGCUCAGCUGAAUGACAGAGUGGCAAAAACACUGGCUUACAGCAGUCUUGGUCGUGUUCACCUUGCACUGAAUAACCACACUCAAUCAGUAGAGUAUUUGCGACAAGGUCUUACUAUCGCUGAACAGUUGGGAAGAAGAGAAGAUGAGGCGAAGAUACGCCAUCGCCUUGGACUGUCCCUCUGGGGUAAAGGAGAUCUGGAUGAGUGUCAACAGCAGUUGUACAGGGCCACAGAUCUAUUUGAGAGCAUUCGACGGGACGGCCAGCUCAACAGCGAGUACAAGAUGUCCCUGUUUGACCUUCAGACUGCCUGUUAUCAGGCACUGCAGCGUGUACUGGUGUCAAUGAAUCGGCAUGAGGAGGCUCUCGUUAUGGCUGAGCGAGCCUGCACGAGGGCUUUCAUCGACUAUCUGCUGGAGAGACAGGCAGGAAGCGAAGGGAUGUUCCGCAAUGACAUUGACCCCGCCCCCAUCACAUGUGAACAGAUUGUCAACAUUGUUGCAAAGCAGAAGUCUUUGGUCCUAUGUUACUCCAUAGCAGCAGGAUAUCUGUAUAGCUGGCUUCUGACUCCUGACAAUGGCAUUGUCAAGUUCCAUGAAACCAACAUGUCUGAGCUGGAGACCGACUACGGGGAACACAGCGACACGCUGAGCAUGAGGAGCGUUAAUUUUGGGUCGUGUUCCGUUUUAGACCAGUAUGUGGGACACGUCAGAGAGUCCAUGGGAAUAGAAAGCCACACUCCAAAGAACAACAUCAGCCGAGAGAGUGAGACAGACAGCGAAUCCGAUGACGUCUGGCAACAACACCUGGAGGAACUUGGUGACAAGCUCAAUGCUGAAAAUGACAGGACAGGAUUUCUGAGGAUGGUCAACCGGAAUCACAAACUCAACAGCAGCAACUACAGUCUCAGUAGCAUGUUCAGUCUGUCAACCAACUUCACCACAGCCAGCUUCAACAUGCACAGAAAUUCCAGUCUCCGCUUGAAGUCCCAGGCCUCCAGUAGGGCUCCCUUGUCUGUGUUAUACCAAGUAUUGAUAGCUCCCAUGGAGGAAGCCAUCGCUACGGUGUCUGAAGAAUGGGGUGGUGGACCUAUUGAUCUGGUCCUUGUUUUGCAGGGAGAACUCUAUCUGAUUCCAUUUCCUGUGUUACGGAAGGAACAAAAUCAGGAGUACAUGUUUGAACGUUUUAAUUUGAAUAUCAUGCCGUCCAUAACUGCUCUUUCUAAUGGCCAGAAACGUGACCGUCAUGGUCGACCUGUGAUUGAUUCCUCUGGAGCUGUCAUCAUUGGAAAUCCUAAAAUGUCAUCUUCUGUCAGUCAAGGGUGGUGUUUCAAAGACAUUCCAGGAUCAGAAUAUGAAGCUAGAAUUGUGGGAGAACUUUUGACUAGCCGUCCACUCAUUGGAGCAGAAGCUAACAAGGCUGUUGUCAUGAAUCAGAUUGAACAAGUUGAGGUCAUCCACUUUGCCACUCAUUUAUCAUGGAAACUUUCCUCAAUUGUGUUGUCACCUAGUGAUAAUUUGACCACCCAGCACUCUUUUCCCUCCAUUGACUCGGAUGACAGUUCUAGUGAUAUGGGAGGCUUUGAUGGACCUUCGUUAUCAGAAUAUCUUCUCACGGCUGCUGAUAUUCUAAACCUCAAACUUCAUGCAAAACUAGUUGUGUUAAGUUCCGGGUAUACGGAUGACCGUGCAGGCCGCAUAAACUCUGAUGGAGUAGUUGGACUCACUCGAGCUCUAUUGAGUGCCGGUGCCAAGUGUGUUCUUUAUUCUCUCUGGCCAGUUCCUGAUGGUGCUGCCAAACUUUUGAUGAGGAAUUUCUACACUGCUCUCCAGGAAGGUCGAAGGGUCACACAAGCUCUGUCACAUGGCAUCAAGUCUGUUCAGUCUACAAAACAGUUCUCCCAUCCAGCAAACUGGGGAGGGUGGAUACUUGUUGGACACGAUAUUAAACUCAGCAGUAAGAUCGCUUUAAUGGGACAUGCUAUAUGUGAACUACUACAGUCACAGAACCAGUGCAGAGAAGCCAUGAGAGUCCUACUGCAUCUGAUUGAGAAAUCCCUACAAAGAAUUCAUCAGGGUAUAAAGAAUUCUAUGUACACAACUUGCCAGUCCAUUGAGAACAAGGUGGGAGGGAUUCCGGGUUGGAAGGAUCUUCUUCAGGCUGUGGGAUUCCGGUUUGAGGCGGCUAGGAACGGGUUGCCACCAGCAGUGUUCUUUCCACAGACUGAUCCAGGGGACCGUCUGACGCAGGCCAGUGCCAGCCUGCAAGCUCUUCUUGGUUUACCACCAAGUUGUUUGACUGCUUUGUCCAAAUUCCUUCCAAACUAUGAAGCUGGAGAGGCCUAUAUUCUAGUAAUCAGGGAUAUUCUGAGCAAGAUGGCAGCUAAGGAGUCUAACAUUGAUGUACAAAUCUGUGUCAGUCUCUGGCGCAUGACUGGUUGUCAUGAGUUCUUGGCUUCUUUAGGUUUGGACUUGGUAGAAGUUGGAAAAGAUGAAGUCACCCUUAGAUUAGGAAAACAAGCUAAUCGUCGCCAACUUCAGUUUGCUCUUCAGUCUUUGGUUGCUGUUUUCGACACACAAGAGGCACCCAAGUCCCUGUCUGUGGACAGUUCCAGCAGUCUAGAAAGUUUGUCAUCCUCCCACAGUGGCUCUACCUCAACCUCCAACUUUUCUAAGGGAAGCACUCCUCCAUUGUCCCCCCGGAGCAGUAGGAAAAAGUCCCUCUUCAACCCUGCCGAAAUGGAAAAGAUGAGAAUAAUGAACAAGAUGCAACUAAUGCACCAAGGAGGGCUUUCAGGAAGGAAGGUCAGGUCUAGAAAUCAGAGGACGGACCCCUCUAUCUACCUCAGUCACCAAAACCGAAUACGUAAUAUGUACGGACCUGCAGGCACCACCUUAUCGCAUCAUUCCCACCACAAUGAUAUUCACGAUCUUCAGGAGAUAAGUGAGAAUAGUGAAAGUGAGACAGAUGGCCAUACCAGUUCUGGAAACAGCUGGAAGGAAUGCAGGAUGACUGUGUCUACAAAUUCUGACAGCGAGUGCAGCACCAUUCCCGAUGCUAGAACACCCGAUCGUGAUAUGUUGCAGUCCAGCACAGAACAUUACAGUCUCUCAGAUGGAUUAAUUACACAGUCUCUUAGCAGUCAGGAAUAUACUUAUUCAUAUCCGGGUAAAUCAAGUGGAAGCGGAGGCUCCGAUUCUUUGGAACAUGAGGAGUAUGAUUUCAGCAGACAGAAUAGUGGAUACAGUGAUGUCAGUGUUUCUAGUUCUGCCCGAGAUGGGCACAUGUCGCAUCGUCCUUCAAACUUCGACAGAUAUGAUGUUCAUAGGAGCUCAGAUCUGUCUAAUAUAAGUAGUGCUUGUGAGGCUGAACCUCAGAAUUCUCUCUCUGACAGUGGAAGUGAUGUGUUCCAAAGAAAUGAUGCUUUGAGACAGUCGGAUACGUCUGAUACCAGUGGAAUAAGUGAUGCGAAUGGAUUACCAAAUGAACUUCCAGAGGCAAUGAUUAAUAAAAAUGUGGAGCCAUUGCCAAAUGAGUCAGGAUUUCAUUCAGAGGUUACGUCAUCAAAUCAGAGUGAUGCUAGUCAGCAGAGCAUUGAUGUGACAAAGCUUGGACAUAAGGAGUUGGCUCUCCGCAUUAAUGCUGAUGUCGAUAAUUACAGAGAAAAGCUAGAACAGAUCCAGAGAGAAAGCAUAGCUUCAUCCAGACAAGAGGCUAUAGCACUGCGUAAGGAAUUUCAUAGUUCACAGCAAAUUAGUGCACCUCCUCAACGAAGAAAUGGACAUCCUAGUGAUGAUAGAAGUGUUACAGGAAAACAGUUUUCUUUGGAAGGAAAACGACCACCUCCUAUUCCCCAGAAACCAAAAUCAUUUCAACCCUACAUGGAAAACCCUUCACAGAACUCACCUCAAAGUGCCAAUGUGAAAAAUACUCAGCCAUUAUCAGCUCAAGAGUUCAAUAAAGUGAACUCAAUAGUGUCCAGGAUAAACUCUUUAGCUGUACAACAAAAUCUUCAAUCUAGCAAUAUUUCUGCUUUUACAAGUUCAUCACCAAAAUCAAAAUUUCCCACAGAGAAUGAUCAGAUGGCAGAUAAAACUUUACAAGAUCUUGCAAAAGGAGGCGUCACAAGAGAUGCCACCUCUUUCCUCAGUUCUAUACAUUCCCAAAAUCAGCCCAGGCCAGACAGUAAAAUGAGUGUGAGCUCUUCAGCAUCGUCAUUAGCAACAGUGAUUCAUAACCCUAACGUCCGUGUGAAAAUUCCUCCAUCAAACACCAAACACCCGCAGCCACCUUCCCCAAUGCAUAAUAGUCAAACUAGUACUCCUGAGAUUCCUGAAUCUCCUGCCAGUGGAGGAGGAAAUGGACAUCCUUUACACGAUAUCAGUUUUAACAGUUCGCACAGUUCAAUGAGAGGAAUGAGUCCAAAAUCAAUUCUCAAUUCUUCUCCGAGCUGUUUACGUGAGAAGAGUAAGAAACCGAAGAAGAGAGUGAGUUUCUCAGACUCUGAACCCAGUGAUUUAGACUCCUCUAGCACACAAAACUCCAAUAGGGCUAGCCCAGUGACCCCUGUGAAUUUCCCAAUUAACCCUGCAGACAGACUCAAAAGUAACAACUUCAUUAGCUCAAAACAACCUAUUCGUAUAUCAGGGAACCAUCUUACCAAUACCACUAACCAGUAUCCACCAAUGAAAACCUUUAGGAAUGGUAGUGUUCCUACGGCAAUGGAAAGUUUCUACAUGAAUGGUACUGUGAGAGGUGGAGUUGUUGUUAAUGGAAAUCAAAAACCCAGUGCAAUGGAGCUCAAAAAUAGUGCUCAUCCCACUUAUAAAGCCAACAUGGUUCAAGGUGGUGGCAAUUCUGGUGGCCCGGGCACCAGGACCUCUGACCAGAUCAGACAGUUGUACCUGGGACGAGGCGGGAGGUCUCAAGUUUUACAAUCGUCAAAGUGCUAACUUCUCUGUGAUUUUUUCCUUUAACAAAACAUUUAAGAAAAGUCUGAUAUACAUUAUAUUUUGUGAUAUUCACUUGCUCAUCUACCUUACAUCUCCUUUUACAUCACAUCUAAAAAAAAUAAUUUCAUGCAUUAUUUUUACUGCGAAAUUUUUUUUGGAUAUCAAAUCAAUAAUUUCAAAGGAAGAAUGUAUUAAAUACAUGGAUGUCGGUACAAAGGUUUUUAAGACAUGCUGCCUAUCAUUGAUUUUUUUUCUAUGCAUUUUUUACUUGUACAAUGUGAUUCAUAUCAUUCCAAUAUUUUUCAUAUAUAAUAAUUUAUUUUUUGAAUAUUGUCCUUGUAAAUAUACCAUAUUUACUUCUCAGAAAAAGCUCAUCCACAUGCUUGUAUAUAAAUGAACAUCUGUAUCUUGAUCUAGCAAUAUUUCUAUGCAUUUUAUUUAACAUUGUGGGGUAGCCUCAUUUAAGAUGCUACUUAAUGUACAAUAAAAUAUUCUAAUAUAUA